GGCUAACAACGUAGUGCCUAAAACUCUGGUGUUGAAGUGUUUAACUCAGCUUAACGUCAAGUUUGCAGUUGACAGGACUCAUGGCUUCGACAAGUAAAGCGCCGGUACCGAACAGAAACUUACCCUGGGUUGAAAAAUACAGACCACAGACACUUGAUGAUUUGAUCUCGCACAAAGAUAUCCUAAGCACCAUCCAGAGGUUUAUCAGCGAGGACAAGCUUCCGCAUCUGCUGUUCUACGGCCCCCCAGGAACAGGCAAAACCUCCACCAUCCUCGCCUGCGCCAGGCAGCUGUACAAGGACAGAGAGUUCAACUCCAUGGUGUUGGAGCUGAACGCGUCAGAUGACAGAGGCAUUGAUGUCGUACGAGGUCCCAUUCUGAGCUUCGCCAGCACCAGGACCAUCUUCAAGAAGGGCUUCAAGUUGGUGAUACUGGACGAGGCCGAUGCCAUGACCCAGGAUGCCCAGAAUGCAUUGCGGCGAGUGAUUGAGAAGUUCACAGAAAACACUCGAUUCUGUCUCAUCUGUAACUACCUGUCCAAGAUCAUCCCGGCCCUGCAGUCUCGCUGCACCAGGUUCCGCUUCGGCCCGCUGUCCCCGGACCAGAUGAUCCCUCGGCUGGAGCACGUUAUCCAGCAGGAGAGCAUUGACAUAGAUCCAGAUGGAAUGAAGGCCAUCGUGACCUUAUCAUCAGGCGACAUGAGAAGAUCAAUCAACAUUUUACAGAGUACCAGCAUGGCGUACGGGAAGGUCACAGAGGACACGGUUUACACCUGCACAGGUCAUCCCCUCCGCUCAGACAUCGCCAACAUCCUCGACUGGUGCCUCAACAAAGACUUCACCACCGCAUACAACCAAAUUCUUCAGCUGAAGACUUUGAAAGGUUUGGCUCUGCAUGAUAUCCUUACUGAGGUCCAUCUGCUCAUACACAGAGUGGACUUUCCUGCCGCUACUCGAAUGGUUCUGCUUGUCAAGUUAGCCGACAUAGAACACCGACUGGCAUCAGGAACCAAUGAGAAGAUCCAGCUGAGCUCCAUGGUUGCAGCUUUCCAGGCGGUGCGAGACCUCGUGGUCAGCGAGGCCUCGUAGAUGCAGCAACUGCUUUACUCCCCGAUGAAAUUCUGCAUCUCGAAUACAAAACACAGCUACGUGAAGAGAAAUAUUCUCAGUGUUUAGUGGGCCACAGUCACUUGCCUUUUUACUAGAAUUAAAAACCAGCACAGGACAUUGCUGCUACUCAAAUUCUGGCGGUGUUGUGCUCUUGUUAUUUUUCUGCAAGAGAAAUAGAUCUUUCUGCUACCGACUGACCUGCCUUGGUCAGUGUAACUGAAACCUUUAAACACUUUAACUUCACUCAUAUUCCUCCAUGUGUAUGUGGUGAGCAAUGAUGCCAUGAAGAGCUCAGAAAAGGCAGAUUUUUUAUUUUUUUUGUCAAACUGGUGAUUUUGCUGAUAACCUCUUGUGCUGUUGGAGAGAUGAUCAGUAAAAUCACCAGUUAUGUGUUUGUUUAGAGGGGAAAAAAAACACUGAUGUCCUUUGGUGUCCACUGCAUGAAUGCCCACCACACUGAUUCCACAGUGCAGCAGAUGUCUGGAACAAAUGCUAGCAGCUAUCUGAGUCACUCAUAUCUGCAUACAAACUAAGCAAGAUGGAAGGCAGCCGUUUGUAGCUCUAGCACCAAAAAAAAAACAAAACAAGGAUCCAUCCUUUGGGCACUUACUGAAACUAUGGACUGGAAAAUGCAAAAUCUUCUCUGUCACAAGAAACAAAUCCAUCCUUGUGUAAGAAAAAUGACUCUUGAACAUGUAUAUGUGUUUUAAUGUUUAAUAAAACUUUUUCCUAUAA
Molecule: messenger RNA, 1844 nt
Organism: Stegastes partitus (bicolor damselfish)
Lineage: Eukaryota; Metazoa; Chordata; Actinopteri; Pomacentridae
Gene: rfc5
Product: replication factor C (activator 1) 5
Exons: 11
Coding region: 81-1088 (335 amino acids)
Biological process (GO): DNA-templated DNA replication; DNA repair
Cellular component (GO): nucleus; DNA replication factor C complex
Molecular function (GO): ATP hydrolysis activity; ATP binding; DNA clamp loader activity
Source: RefSeq, a predicted model, not a curated record